UUGGGGUGGGGCUUGGAGGGGGUGUGGCCUCUGCCUCUUCCUCCUCGAGCGGCUUCCUGUCUGCCCGGGCUUGGAGCUGCUCUGCUCGCCAUAUUGUUUGCUUUCCAGUCAGCGGAUCACGAAGUGAAACCCGAACCCGGGGACACAGAGCCCGAGUCCCGCCUCACCUCUCGUUGAGGAGGCCACCGAGGCCCCGGGGCGCAGGCGGAGGCCGGCAGCACCCAGCCCGCCCUGAUCGCCGCUGGAAAGCGCCGGUCCCCGGCCCUGGGGUGACGUCGGAAUCGACCUCGAGGUCCCUGGGGGACCCAGUGCCCGGAGCACAGUGCGCACGCGGUCUCCAUUGUGAUCCGCCUCUUUGCUGGCCUGCUGCCAACUCCCUGCCUCCAUCAGGGACCCUGACCCUCUUAUCCGCUGUGAUCAGAUCUGUGGUCAGGAUGAGUUCCUCACCCUCGGAAGAAACAAGUGCCUGGAGUUCCCUUCAGGCUGAUGAGCCCAAUGACUCCAUCUACCGGUUUGUCUACACCUGCACUGAGUGCAAGGAACAAGUGGACACACACUGGCGCUGUACAGUCUGCCAGGAGUAUAUCCUGUGUGUCUCCUGCUAUCCCACUAAGAACCAUGACCACCCAAUGGAGAAACUGGGUCUUGGCUUGGAUGAUGAGAGCAGCAAGCAGCAGAUUGGGGCUGCCCAGAACCCAGGAGAAUCUUGCUGCCUGAGCAUCCAGCGCAACAUCCAAUCCCUGCUCCAUGCCUGCCAGUGCCGCAAUGCCAACUGCUCCCUGCCUUCCUGCAAGAAGAUGAAGCGGGUCAUCCAGCACACCAAGGGCUGCAAACGGAAGAACAGUGCUGGAUGUGCUGUCUGCAAGCAGCUUGUUGCUCUCUGCUGGUACCAUGCCAGGAACUGCCCAGAAGACGACAGGUGCUUUGUGCCCUACUGCUUCACCAUCAAGCAGAAGCUCCAGCAACCACAGCUGCAGCUCCGGAUCCAACAAGCCCUGAUGCUGCGCAGGAUGACGGCCAGCACCGAUCCAGACCCUCUGGUCCCCUGCGAUCUCAAUGAUGCUCAGGAUGCGGGGACAAGUGCCCGGAGCUCUUUUCAUUCCGAGCCCAGUGGCCCACCCCCUGUAUUGCGGAGGAGCACCACCCGCAAUGUCCCCUACAUCUGCAGUGAGUGCAGGCAGGAAGUGGAGACACGCUGGCGCUGCACUGUCUGCCAGGAAUAUGUCUUGUGUGUCCCCUGCUAUUACACUAAAAAUCAUGACCACAAGAUGGAGAAAGUAGGUCCUGGCAUAGAUGGUGAAAGCAGCAACCAGCAGGGUGCAGCCAUCCAGAACCCUCGAGAUAUUCACCGCCAAAGGAUCCAGCGAAGCAUCCAAUCCCUGAUCCAUGCCCGCCAGUGCCGCGAUUCCACCUGCUCCAUGCCAACCUGCAAGAAGAUGAAGCGAGUUGUAGAACAUACCAAGAACUGCAGGCGAAAGGCAAUUGGUGGGUGCCCUGUCUGUAGGCAGCUCAUUGCCCUCUGCUGCUACCAUGCCAAGCGUUGCCAAGAGAACAACUGCCCCGUGCCGUUCUGCUUCAGAAUCAAGCAAAAGCUCCGGCAACAGCGGCUGCAACGCCAGCGGUCUAGGAUGGUGCGCAGGAGGAUGGCCAGCAUGUAGCUUACCCAUAUAGUGGAGUAGCAACAGGGCCUGCCCUCCCCCACCUCUGGCACUCCAACCUUGCCAACCACACAACAGCUAACAACCCUGCAGACACCCCAGCUCACCCCUUUCAGAAACAGCCCUGGUGACACUCCAACCUCUGUACCGAUUGCUUGGCCGCCCCUGCUAGGGCCCCCAUCUACAACAGUAGAAAUGGCAAUGUAGAUUCAGAAGCUGAGACACUGUAAAUUGUUCAAAGGCCAGCCCAGCACCAAAUGCCCCAAAUGAUUCCCGUGACCCAACCUUCCAUGACCAGAGGUCCCAGUGGGCAUCUGGAACCAGGGAUGGGGCCCACAGCAAUGCAAAAGCAACCCCCUGGGCCCAAGGAGGACUGCCCCAGCCUCAGCAACUCCAGUCCAGGCUGCCAAGGUCAGUCAUGGUGUCUGUGGCCCAAUACAGGCAGCCCUUGAACAUGGCUCCACAGCCAGGAUCGGGCCAGGUAGGUGUGAACCCACUCAAACCAGGCACUGUGUCUCAACAAGCCUUACAAAACCUGUGGACUCGGGCCUCCCAGCUGUCCCCUACAGCAGCAACCCUUGUGCCCACCCCAAGCUGUUGGCUACAUUCCUGAAACAGUGGGAUCCACAUAUGCCAACUCUAACCCAGCCUCUCACUGGGCACCCUGGCAUGGCCCCAGGGACAGCCCGGGCUGCAGCCACCAGCCAUGCCAGGGCACAGGGCGUCCAGUCCAGCCAUGCAGAACAUGAAUCCUGUGCAGGCAGGCAUGCAGAGGCCUGGCCUGGCUCAGCAGCAACUCCAGCACCCAUGAGGGAUGAGCCUCCAGGCCCUUCCAAUGAACAUGAAUCAUAGUCACGUGUCUUCCCAGUUCUGGGACAUAAUUGAGACAACAGCAGAUGAUGUGACAGCAGCAGCAGACAUAGCAUCACAUGCAGCAGUUGCAAUAAGGAAAUGUGGGAUAGCUGGGACAUCUGCCCCAGGCCUUGGGAAUGGAGGCAAGAGCCAGUCUGCUGGCCUGUCAGCAGUGACUCCUCCAGCACCAGAUGGAGUCCCCUCAGCCCAGCCCUGUGACCCCUCAGCCGCACAUGCUCCCAAGCCAGGCCGAGUCCCCGCACCUCCAAGUUGAUCCCCAGUUCUCAUCAAGUGUGUUCCCCUCCUGCUCAUCCCUUCUCGUGGCCACAGUUCCAGAUGCCCUCUUCUCCAUCUUGUCCCCAACCCUGAGGACAUAACUCCAGCCUUCUCCGCACCAUGUUUCCCCACAGACCAGGUCCCCAUAUCCUGGUUUGGCUACUCCCCAGGCCGCCAACCCCAUGGAACAAGGGCAUUUAGCCAGACCAGACCAGACUCCGAUGCUCUCAGCUUGCUAGCCAUCCACCCAUGGCAGACCUCCAUGGUGCAAGCACCAUGGACCUGGGACUCAGCACUGAUAGCUCAGAUUGAAUUGAGAUCGCUCACAAAAUAUACCAGACACCUGGUAGUAUUUUGGGAGCAGAAAAAAAUAUUUUCUCUUAAGACUUUUUGAACUGAAUGCAGUUUUUUGGAAUCUUUCUUAGCCUAUGAAACAGUUUUUCCUUAGAAUACCUAAGAACUGCAGUAGUCAUUUGUGGAGGUUGUUUUUGAUUUGUUCUCAUUUCAUUUGCAGUAUUGGGGGAUGAACCCAGGGCCUUUGCACUGAGCUACAUCCCGAGCCUAGUUAUGUUUUGUAGCCAGGUCUCAGUCACUGAGAAGUUGCCCAAGCUGGGCUCGAACUCAUGAUUGUCCUCCCUCGGCCUCCCAGAGUGCUGGGAUUCAGGCAUGCCACUAUGCCCAGUGCCAUUUGCGGUUUAAAGCAAAUACGCCAGGUGAGCCUGAGGGAUGAUAGAAUACUAGGAAUUUAUUUUUGUUCUGGCUGCUUCCCCAGCCGUUUUCCCCCCCGUACGUACGUAUGUACGUACGUGUGUGUGUGUAUGUGUGUGUAUGUGUGUGUGUGGUGUGCCCUGGGAGGAGGCUGAAGUCUGAAGCCCCCAUAUGCUCCUGCCUUGCACCUCCAGUAGGUUUUCCUAGUUUUUUUUAAUUAAGGAGAAUAUGUAAUAUCAAUAGUAAUUAUUUACUGGUUCAGAAGGUGGAAACUUUUGCUUAUUUUUUUCAUUUUAUGGAAGAAUUUUUUAAAAUUCUAAAACCAAAGUUCAGCAGGGGUUAAUGUUACUUAAAAAUAUAUAUUCCACAUACAUAAUCAUUAAAAUGGCAGUUUCUCCCUCUGAGUGCUAAAAUACUCAUUUUUAAAAAAAUUUUUGGUGUGAUGGUCAGAGGAAAAAAAUUUCCCCUUUCCUCCCCAAGUCAAUUUUUGUGCUCCAGGAAAUUUUCUAUAUGUCUGAACGUAAAACUUCCAAGUAUUAAAAUUAUUUGUGCAUGUAGAGAGGAAAAUUACUUUUUAAAAAUAGAAGCAACUGCCAAAUUGAUGUAUUAUAAGUCGUGGUUUCUUAAACAUUUUGUUAUACAGGAAAAAAAUGAAAAAGUCAUCCAAAGGGAUGAUUCCAAUGUGUAGUCUCCCUGGGGUUUCUUGUUUCCCUUCCUCCUCCUGCCCCCAACCCCAAACACAGUAUCUCGCUUUCUGUAAAACUUGAAAAUAGCAAAAGCUGUCAACUGUUGUAAAUCUUGCAAUUAAAGUUGAUUACUUAUAGAUAAUAAGCUUUGGAUUGCUGUAUAGCCUGUCCAGUUUGAUUUCUUAUUACCGGUUGUGAAUAAACUGUGUGAGACACA
Molecule: messenger RNA, 4397 nt
Organism: Heterocephalus glaber (naked mole-rat)
Lineage: Eukaryota; Metazoa; Chordata; Mammalia; Rodentia; Bathyergidae
Biological process (GO): positive regulation of transcription by RNA polymerase II
Cellular component (GO): transcription regulator complex; histone acetyltransferase complex
Molecular function (GO): zinc ion binding; chromatin DNA binding; histone acetyltransferase activity
Source: RefSeq, a predicted model, not a curated record